AUGUCAUCCUUCAACAAUUGGGACGAUGGUAAUUCAUUUGCAAGCGAGCACAACGUACCAGUUGCGGAAGAGACUAGUUGGCAAGACAGAAGAGAUUCCUUGAGCGAUGGAUCUGUUGAUCCAGCAAUGUUUAGCAACAUGUUCAACGAGGAGCCUUUGGGGGAACCAGGCGGUAAUAAUUCAGCGGCUAAUCGGCCCAAUAAUCAUGGCAAUCCCAGCAUCCUAGAGCACGAAGAGGAGCCCGCCAGUGCGAUGAAAGGUACAGGGGGGAGUGUUUUAUCAAACAACAAUACAAUGGCUGUAGAAAAUGGUCAUCAAAUGGGGUCUACAUUUCAUGAGACUAGCGAAACAGACACCAUGGGGCACAUGUCAAAUGGGUUGGGACCAAUGCAAAAUGGAAAUCAUUACACUGCCAACGGGGUUAUCGUUACGCCGCAUGAAAUGAACGGUGGAGGCCAACAUACCGGUAUGGAUCACACUUCUUCACAGUAUAUCAUGAAACAAGCCCCACAAAGUGCACAAAAUGGAACAGCAGAGUCAAACAUGGCCAUUCACCACGAAAAUGCCACAACGCACAGUGUUGAUCCGUCACGGUACAACCAAACCACAUACUCGGGAUUUCCGCAGUCACAGAUUGCAGUACCCGCUACGCCUGCUGCUGCUCACGAGACCCAUAAUAGUGUCGACCAGUCACGGUAUAACCAAAGCGCAUACACUGGAUUCCUGCAGUCACAGGCUGCUGCACCCGAUGCUCUUGCUGCUGCUCACGAGUCCAUGAAUAGUGUUGAUCCAUCACGGUAUAACCAAAACGCAUACUCAGGAUUCCCACAAUCACAGGCUGCCACACCCGCUGCUGCUCACGAAACAGUUAAAAAUGAGCAGGAAGCAUCACACAUCCAAAGGGAUCUAGAGGCAGUUGCCAGUAUGUACAAUAUGGACGGACAGGGCCACCCUUCCAACUCAUCAACCAAUAAUGGUGGGGGCGAAGCCGUUAUUGAGCUUUUGGACGACGAUGACUACACCCAAGAAAUGAACUCUGCUGAAGAUCACAACAACAAGAGAAGGAAACUUACGAACGGAGACGCAUCCGUAGACGCAGCCACUGCAGCAGCUGCAGCCCGACGGGCAUCCAUGCCAGAUUGGAUGUCAAAUAGAUCAUCGCAGCAACCAAUGCAACGAAAGGCUGUGCCAAUACAAAGGCCGACCGCGAUGGCACCUAGACCUGCAGCAGUUCCAUCAUGGUCAAUGCCACCGGUUGAAGAACAACGGCAAACCAGUGUGAUUCACGAACCCUCGUACAUUGAGUUGCCAGAUGGUUUUGUACCCAAAUGGGAUCAACUUUUUCCGAUACAGAGACGGCCGCAAAAGACAGAGCGAAGGUUAUUUGAGCUCUCGCUACUAAAUGUCCAAGAGUUUACAAUUACUGGGCUACCUUUGGUGGAGGGCAUGGAACCGACUCCUGUCACCGGUUUCCGGUCAAAAAUUAAAGAAAUAUGUAAGCCUCACGGCAAAUCCACAUUUGAAAAGGACAAGGAAGGAGUUGGAGGCAAAUGGAGAAUACCUCUCGGAGCCUACCGCACCUUUUACUCUUGGCUGAAUAGCGACGUGAUGACGAAAGUAAUAGGAAUUCCUGAAAGCCAACUAAAGAUUGCCUCACUUGGAAAAGCCCGACUAGAACGUGGGUUUCCAAGUGUGGGAAAGAUCCUGUCGAAAGGGGUACCAAAAGGGCUUGCGACAACACUGGCACCGUUUCAACGUGGCGGAGUUGAUUUUGUUGCUGAAAGGAAUGGCCGUGCACUAAUUGCUGACGAAAUGGGACUUGGAAAGACGAUACAGAGUAUUGCUAGUCUCUCCAUGUACUGGGAGGAAUGGCCACUCCUUAUACUGACUCCUAGUUCGGCGCGUUAUCAUUGGGAAAACGAGUUCCGGCACUGGCUUGGUGCCGACAGCCCAGUGAACAAUGACAUGGGCAAUAGCAAUGGCCUCGAUUUUGGGGGAGAAGAUGAAUCUGCUGAACAGCAAAAUGAUUUUGACCCCAGAUUGCCGCAAGCAAGACCCAUGCCGUUGCUACACAACUCCCAAAUCAAUGUUCUGACAUCAUCGAAGGACCCACUGUUCCCUAAUUCGGAUACAAGAGUUGUCAUUUGCUCCUACGGACUCGCUCCAACCCUGGUAGAAAAACAGAUGAUAGUACCAGGUCUCUUUAGAUGCGCUAUUGUUGACGAGAGCCACAUGUUGAAGAAUAUAAAAAGCCAAAGGACCUUAAGACUCGUCCCCAUUCUUCACGCAACAAACCGAUGCAUUUUACUUUCCGGAACUCCGGCUUUUGCUCGUCCUUCCGAACUGUUACCGCAACUGAAGAUUCUCAGUACAGAGAAAGCUACUUGGUGGGGCGACGAGCGACUUUUCGUGCAAAAGUAUGUCAAAAGAACUUCUCCAGCUCGUCGGGCUGAGUUGUUUGCAUUGCUGACAGGGACGAUAAUGAUUCGGAGACUCAAAACUGAUAUGCUGAAGUCGAUGCCAAAGAAGCUUCGCGAGAAAGUUCUGACAAAUGUCGUAUCUCCUGAGCAGCGUAAGGAAUUUCAUCAGUGCAUGAUGAUGUUGCGAGAGGGAAAGGGCGUCCUUGGACAGUUGGCACGGCAGCAUUCUGCUUUAGAUACUGUGGAUGAUCAUGACUCGCAUGCUGUGUCGCUCUCAAAUGAGAAAUCAAAUCCAAGUCAGGUCUCGGAUCACGCACGGGCAGCUCUGGCCCAACAAUAUCAGGAGCAAUUUCAACAGAGAACGCAACAGCUUGUGCACUCGCUAGACACAGUGCGGCACCAGCUCGAUCCAACACAGCAGCAGGAAUUUAUUCAACAGCAGCAGUACAAGAUAAGGCGCGAACUGGAUGCAUGGUACAAGGAGCAACUGCAACAGCAGGAAGCCACGAUUGAAGAAGCUGAAGACUCCCGGAAAACGGUACUGAAUCGAAUGUACACAUUGACGGCGACCGCCAAGAUUCCGUUUAUUACCGAAAUGAUAAAGCGAUGGCUUGCUGAUCCAACAAAAGGAAAGCUAUGUGUGUUCGCUCAUCAUAAAUUCGUCUUGAAUGAUUUGAUCAAUUUGACCGGCCUAUCAAACGAGAGCGGAAGUACAACGCGGUAUAUUCGUAUCGACGGAUCAACGUCGCCAAAGCUGCGUCAAGCGCAAAUCAAUGCCUUUCAAACUGAUCCUGACGUAAAGAUUGCGAUUUUGGGAAUCACGGCUGCUGGUGUCGCUGUAACUCUUACUGCCUCAUCCACUGUUUGGUUCACAGAGCUGUUCUGGACCCCUGCACUUAUGAUUCAAGCUGAAGAUCGUUGCCAUCGAAUUGGACAGAACGCCCGAGUGAAGUGUUUGUACUUUGUUGCAAAAGGUACACUAGACGAGCUAUUGUGGAAGCUUCUAGAAAGAAAGUUUCGUGAUCUCGGAGAAUUCGUGGAGGGGCAAGAAAAGAUGAAAAUUGUGGUGGAUAAGACUUACCACGGGGAAAAGGAGUUUCGAAGCAUAUUCAGCAAACCAGAGGAUGAUGAUAUUCCAGACGACGCCAUGGACUUCGGCGAUAUCGAUGGCGAAGACACCGGCGAAAGUCUUUUCGACUUGGAUGAAGAUAUAGAGGGGGAUAUCACGAUGCUUGGAAACGAAGAGAUAACAAGAACUUUUGUCCCAGGAGGUGACGAUGAUGGACAAGACCCCGAAUCAAAGAUGGCUAGUGGCACUGGCGCUCAGUCGAAACCAGCGAAGAAACCUAUUUUAGGGUCGUCGGAAGAUGAUGCAAUCGCUUUGCUUUCUGAUGACGAAGACGAACAGCCUUCUACCACAGCCAACGGGAACACUCAAUCGGCGGCAUUCAAGACUGAGAAGGUAGUAUCUUCAGCAAAUGGCUCUGAACCUGCAAAGCCCACAAGAAAUCGUUGCUACAACCAAAUCUUCGAUGGACCAAAAUUUGAAAUGCUGCUCGCGUUGUAUAACGGGCGUCCCAUCGUAUCCCAGAGAAACACCAGGACACCAUCGAGGCCAGCCAUUGCUGAUAUUCUCGUCGCAGUCAACGGUACCACACUCCCUGUUCUGCUUGACAUGAACCAGAUUACUCAGGCUCUCAAGAAAUUGAUUGCGAAAGGACCUGUGGAAUUGACCUUUAUGGAUUCUGCUGGAUGGACAUCGCAUCUUUUACAACCCCAGGCUCCACAAAGGUCUCCGCAACAUAGGGUCGCAAAUUCAAUGCAAAAUCAAGGGUCAGACGAAAUUAUUGAACUGUCCGAUGAUGAUGACUAG
Molecule: messenger RNA, 4293 nt
Organism: Cylindrotheca closterium
Lineage: Eukaryota; Bacillariophyta; Bacillariophyceae; Bacillariales; Bacillariaceae
Source: the annotation of a GenBank genome assembly